UCGGCAGUUGUGGGCGCCGUCGUCACCUGUUGGACGGGAUGCGUCGGAGGAUCGCCGGAAAGGCUGCGGCCACCGGUGACGGCGGAGUAGACCGCCUAGGCGCGCUCCCGGACGAGAUCCUCCAGCAUGCGCUGUCGUUCCUGCCGUCGCGCGACGCCGUGCGCACCUGCGUGCUCGCCCGCCGCUGGCGCCACCUGUGGAAGUCCGCCCCGGCCCUGCGGGUCACCGACGUCGACGCCUUCAGGAGCGCCCGCCACGUCAACGGCUUCGUGAACCACCUCAUCGUCCUCCGCGACCGGACGCCCCUCCGCGAGCGCGAGAUCGCCGUCUAUAAGGAAUACGACGGCGGUGGGUACUACGACAGCAACGGAGAUCGCCUCGAGCACUCCCAGUACAUCGAUCUGUGGGUCAGGUACGCCUUGUCAUGCCAUGCGCGUCUGCUUCGGAUCAGUGACCAUGACCCCAAUGAUCUUGACGCCGGAUACUACGAUUAUAAAAUACGGAGUGUUAUGCUUGACGUUCCCAUCUUGUCCGGGCAUCUUACCACUUUGGAACUCGACGGGGUGGUGCUUUCGAGCGAAUGCUCCCCACCCUCUAGAUUUCUCCAGCUGCCCAAACCUGGAGACUCUAAAGAUGAACCGCUGCUCCAUCCUAUUCUUGGGAGGCGACCGUUCCAUGAAUAUAUCGUCGCAAUCUGUGCGAUGUCUGAGCAUUACACGCUGUGAUUUUGAUCACUUUGUCCGGGCACGUGCCCUCAUUUCUAUCCCAACCCUCGUGCACCUGGACCUGGAGCUGACCGAGGACUGUGGCUUGGUUCCUGCGUUUGAGAGCAUGAUGCCGUCGUUGCUAACAACAUCUAUCAAGCUUGACCGCAGUUGCAACAAGGACGACAUGGGUUGCUCAUUGCUUCUUGGAUGCCUCUCACAUUCCUCUAAUCUAGACCUCAUGGCCGGGCCUCAAGCGGUAUACAUAUAUGUUUUUAUCCACUUAAAUUCUAGCUAGUCUCAUUUGACAUGCUCAUCCCAUAUGUGUUGUGCUUGUGCUUGCCCAGUUUGCUUUCAGGACAGCUUUAAAACGGUGCACCACAUUUAGCAAGCUCAAAAUCUUGUCACUCAAUGAAUGGUGUGUGGAACCUGAUUUUGGACCACUACAUUACUUUCUACGUUGGUCACCAAAUCUUGAGAAGCUCAACAUCCAUCUAUCUAAGCCAUAUCGACAUGUUGAAGAAACAGAGGGAUGCUACGAUUCGGCGGAACCAUUUUUGGCAUCAAAGCAAUUCAGGGUUGUCGAGAUCAAAUGUCGAGCAAAAGAUAAGCUUGUUCACAAAAUUUUGAAGGUCCUGAGUUCCUGUGGAGUACCUGCUGAGCAAAUCAACAUCAAGAAAAUAAAUUGAUCUUCCCACGAUAAAGUCAAAUUAUAGGUCUUCCUAGAUAUUUAAGUUUUUGCAUUCCCAUACCAUGUAUGUGUGAAGUUUAGUAAUGCUUCGUUUAAAUUAAUUGGACAACUAAAUGUGUAAAUGAUAAGCAUCAAGGAUAAAAAAUGCUCUUUAGAUAGUA
Messenger RNA from Triticum aestivum (bread wheat), 1556 nucleotides. RefSeq names its product FBD-associated F-box protein At5g56370-like. The transcript has 2 exons. The record is from RefSeq and is a predicted model, not a curated record. Bases 39 to 725 code for a protein of 228 amino acids. Gene Ontology annotation, molecular function: protein binding. Lineage: Eukaryota; Viridiplantae; Streptophyta; Magnoliopsida; Poales; Poaceae.